This is a messenger RNA of Carcharodon carcharias (great white shark), 6833 nucleotides long. RefSeq names its product regulation of nuclear pre-mRNA domain-containing protein 1B-like. The transcript is spliced from 8 exons. Lineage: Eukaryota; Metazoa; Chordata; Chondrichthyes; Lamniformes; Lamnidae. Gene Ontology annotation, biological process: mRNA 3'-end processing. Gene Ontology annotation, molecular function: RNA polymerase II C-terminal domain binding. Gene Ontology annotation, cellular component: RNA polymerase II, holoenzyme. The coding region runs from base 87 to 1256 and encodes 389 amino acids. The record is from RefSeq and is a predicted model, not a curated record.
UCAGGGCGCCAUUUUGCUGAGUUUUCUCUGCGGGAUCGACCAGGGCGAAAACUACUGUGGAGAGAGAUAGAGGGACAGAGCGAGAGAUGUCCUCCUUCUCCGAGUCCGCGCUUGAGAAGAAGCUCGCUGAAUUGAGUAACUCACAGCAGAGUGUGCAAACCCUCUCCUUGUGGCUCAUCCAUCAUCGGAAACACGCAGGCAUCAUUGUGCACGUCUGGCACCGGGAGCUGAAGAGAGCAACUGUUUUUUAUAUAACAUAUCUAGCUAAACCAAGCAGGAAACUGACCUUCAUCUAUUUGGCUAAUGAUGUCAUUCAGAACAGUAAGCGAAAAGGUCCUGAAUUCACCAAAGCCUUUGAGGGGGUUCUUGUGGAUGCAUUUUCACAUGUUGCCAGAGAAUCUGAGCAGAGUUGUAAGAAGCAAAUGGAACGAGUCCUGAAUAUCUGGCAGGAAAGGAUCGUCUAUGAUGUUGAUUUUAUUCAACAACUUAAGUUAACUGUGGAUGAAUCUAACAGCCCGCUUCCAGUAGAGAGUACUGGUUCUAAAGUCGUAUAUGAUCAACCACCAUCUUGCCCGUCAUCCAGUGAAAGGCAAUCUCGGUCUAACAGAAUUCGUAAUGCUGAGGUUGUUAAAGGUCAUGAAUCAGCAACAUCUGACUCUUCAUCCAGCAUCUCAUCUGAGACCAGAUAUAUAGGUGAAGAGAAGCGAGCACCAAAACGUAGCUAUCCUGUUGUUGAAGAUGAAGAAGAUGAUGAUUACAGAGUCAACUACUCUCCUAUAGACACUGGCACAGGUCCACUGUUGACUGAAAAUUUGAUUAAAGCUCUGCAAGACCUGGAAAAUGCAGCAUCAGGGGAUGCAACUGUUCGACAGAAGAUUGCGUCAUUGCCUCAAGAAGUGCAAGAUGUUUCACUCUUGGAAAAUAUAGCAGAUAAAGCAGCUGCUGAAAGGCUAUCGAAAAUCGUUGAUGAGGCUUGUUUGCUGUUAGCAGAGUACAAUGGGCGGCUUGCAGCAGAGCUCGAUGACCGGAGGCAGCUGGCACGAAUGCUGACUGAAUACAUCAGUAGUCAGAAGGAGAUUCUGGGGGAGAAGGAGAAAAAACUAGCGGAAUAUAAACAGAAACUGGCUCAAGUAACACAAGUUCGGAAAGAGCUGAAAUCACACAUCCAGAAUUUGCCAGACCUUUCAUUGCUUCCGAAUGUUACAGGUGGUUUAGCACCAUUGCCCUCUGCUGGUGACCUUUUUUCUAGUGACUGAGCUGAUACCCUUUUCUCAGGAGUCAAACCGCAAUACCUCCGCUAUGUGUGACAACUUCUUGAAGGCAUGGAUCUGGAAUAUGAUGGGGCCUAAAAACAGCAGGGCUAAACCUUUGAGACAUCUAUGUGCAAAUUGCAUCAGAGCUGUGGUAACCCUAACAUGAUGGUUUACGGCAGUUUGAAACAUGGGAGAAAAAUAAACACUAUUCAAAGCCACUGCUAUUAACCUGUAAAUUCCAAAUACACAUCAAUCCUAGGCCAGGAGCGAUGGAAGCUUUCUUCUCUAAUCAGGAUGUCAAGUGACAUCUGUUGUGACAGUGAGCACCAGAUGAGCAAUAUAAGUGUGCAUGAGUCCACAGUACGGAACAUCCCUGAAUUGAAUGUAGUUGAGUGAAUUGAAGGACAAUGCUGGUAGAGUUUACCUGAAGUAGGAACUGUGACAAAUUGUUGGUGCUGUAACAGGAGUGUAGUCUUGCUUGGAGCAUAUAAACUGUCACCAGGUUAGGAGUUCUUACUGCAUCUGAAUUUGACAAGUUAAUGUCCAGUUUCCCAAACUGACCACUCAUUUUGUCCUUUUAAGCACAACUAUUUUAACUUUUUUUUUAUGUUCCUCCAAAAGUAAGGGAACUACAACUUUAGAAAUGAUUGAUAGUUAUAUAACCUGAAAUAAUUAGUUCAAGUAUUCAGUGAUGGUGCCCAUGAUAAGGAGAGUCUUUCCUACUGUAGAAAUUUAUAAUAAAUCUGCAGCCAGUCAUAUUCUUAUAAAAAGCUAGUCCUGCAAGUUUCCAUUGAGAACAUAGAACCUUUCAUAUUUGAUUUAAAAAUUGACAUUUCCAAACAAUGAAGGCACGUGCUUAAUUGAAGUUUGGCUCAUGGUACAUCGUUAGGUUGUGUACCAUAGUUUCCCAAUUAGUGCCUAUAAUAAGUUCAACAAUACUGUUUUGUCUUCUGGAGAAGAAUAUGGUACACUUUUGGUAAUGUUUUGAGCUUCAAGUAACUUGUUUAGGUCUGUAGCUGCUGAAUUUGGUUUUGUACUGUGGGCUCAUAAUUUCAACUGUCUGUCCUCUCACUGCAGACUACAUUAACUAAUGAAAGAUUUGUUUUGCAGUGCUGGUGUGUUAAGUUGUUUCAGCUGUUUGAUGACACAGAGCACAGUUAAUGAUCCCAUUAAAUUGUUUCUGUUUUAACUAAAAAAAGCAUUCUUUUAAGCCAACUCAAAUAUUUUCAGUCACAUAGCGACAAACCAAAACGUAGUUUUAUCUUAUGCAGAAGGUACUUCAAUUUCAAUCAAAAAAUAAUUCCUCAGUUCAAGUUGACUAUGUUUAAAGUUUUAAAUUUGUUAUUUUAACAGCUGUGUGACUGUUUCUGAACUCUAAGCCCUUUAAUAUGAAAAAAUAUUGCGAUCACUGGCAGUUUGUUUUCCCCUAACUACUUUUCAUGAACAAUAUGCUUAAAAGCAAACUCCGUACUUGUAGAAAAAUUUUGUUUAAAAGGAUCAACUGGAAUGGGAAAGCCCUUUUGGGUCCUUGAAAAAGUGUAAACUAUUAUGUGAAUUCAACUCGUUAAAUGCUUAUUUAGUGCUUUUAUUUGUUUUCAAUGGAUUAAGUUCUAAAAGGUAGCUAGGAAAAGAUUUUUUUAAGUAAGCAAAAAGUAAUUCAGCCACCCUGACCAAAUACUAUUAAAUUGCCUUGGUCUUUUCAGUAUAAAUUUCUCUUCCUUUUUUUUAUUGUUUGACUUUUGUUUAUUUGUAUGAACAAAUUAAAUUGUACACGGUAUGUUAUGCACUUGUACAUCUUGAGAGGAAAUGUAACCACAUUUUUGGUAUUAGUACAACUGCGAAGAAAGAAAAUGUCCAACCAUCUGCUGACAGAGAUUUUGAGUAGUUGCAUCCGGGUAGCUGUGACAUGAGAGUGCCAACCUCUGUCUUGUGACAGCUGAGCCCCAAAUUCCAGUCUUGAUUGAAAUUUGUUCUUGGAAUGGCGAGUUUCAUUUUUUGUUACAUUUAUGUGGGGUGGGGAGGAGAAAUUAUCUGAAAGGAACUUCCUCCUGUGCUGCUUGAGCAUCACUAAUGGCAGAUCAACCAGAUAAAUCUAGUGGAAAUGCCUAAUACUGGGAAUUUCUAACUAUAUGCAGUGAUGAGAAAUGCAAACCCUGGGUUCAUCUGCAGUGAUUUGAGAAAGAUAAAGAAUGCUUUCUAAAAUUCUGAAUCAGUUUUUGCUUUAUUUACUAUGUGUCUGUGGCACACAAUUGGGAAAUGCAGUUUAUCUUAGCAUGGUAUCUACAUUGUGCCUUAACUUUUUAAAAAAGAAGUAUGGUUGAACCUCUUGGGUUUGACAGUGCAACGUAAGUUUAAGAUUCUCUAAAUUUAUCGUUAUUUAUCCUAUUGACUGAAAAUUAAGAAUAGCUUUCUGGAAUGACAUUCCCACCAUUGUAGUCUAUAUAACGUUUAACAUUUUAAAGCAUAUUCUUUAACGAUCAUUCCUUCCUAUAAGCAAUCAAAUUAUUACCAUUCAUAAUUUGUUGCAGGAACUUGUAUUUCUCCUAAUGUCAGCAUCACAACCACGCCUACUUCAAUUUGGCAGUCAUUCUGUCCAAAUAAUUGCUUGGUAGUGUUGAUGGAAAAAAUCUAUUUUUUGCUCACUGGAAAACCAGCCUGCAUAUAAGUUGGAAGUUCUGACAAAGGUAGUAUUUGUAUAAUGUGUUCUCGCCAAGCUGCGCCACUACUGUAUUUUCAAUGUUGCCAAAUAUAGCAAUUUUGUUAGGGGCUGGGCAUCAAUUAUCGAUAAAUUAACAGAAUUUGUUUGAUUUCCUUUUAACUGCGCAAUGUUCUCAGGGUAAUUGCAAAGUGAGGCAUUUCUUGUCUCCCAAAGCAAGUGCACUUUGUGCAGUUUGCUGACAUCUGAAGCUUUCAUGGUCACCCAAAAACAGUCACUGAUACAGGUCAUUCAAGUCAUAGUACUUAGUGUGGAAUCCCUCUUUAAGGUUAGAUUAUGAGAGUGAAAUUCAGUUUUGGCUUGUAAUGUAGCACCCUUCAGAAUAUGCCUUAAGUCAGUUUCAUGCAUAAUUUUCAAAUGUGUCUCAAACAGGAGCAUUUUAGGAAAGAUUACUUUUUUGUGUGCAAAAUUUCUCCACCUGCAAAUAUGUAGAAACCUUUGAAUGUAUUUGUAAGAAGUUUAAUAAAAAAUAGUAAUAUUGAAUAGAAAUCAAAUUAGUAGGUGAAUGUGUAAUGGGUUAGUGUUUAAUUAUAAAAUAAAAAAUGAGUUAGACAUAUCAACUAUAUUCUGCUACACCCUUAUUUAAUGUUUACUUGUUUUCAGCCAAUUGAGUUAUGCAUAUAAUGUAUUCUUGAGAAAAAUACAUGUGAAAUGUCCAAUUCAAGAGAUUACAAAGGCUAAAGGGGUGGGUGGAGGCAACUCAAUUUAUCAAACGCAGUGCACUUUUUGGUUUUUGGAAGAGAAUGAACACAGAGCCAAUUCAGUUGAUUAAGUUCAGAUAUUGUAAGUCUUUAAUCAACAGACCUGAAAGUUCCAACUGAUUUUGAUUAUUUUGGAGUUCAUUGUGAUGAGGAUUUACUCUGAAUAAAACCACGGAGUUUGAAAAUCUUUAAUUAGGAGUUUGUGAGAAAGUAGCAUACUUGUCACUCCUAAUUCUUGCUCAGGUUUUCUGCAACAAAUAAUUGCAGUCCGUCAUCUAAGUAAAAUGCAGCACAGUCCUUGAUUGCAGGGAUGCCCCUUUUCUCCCUCAGAGACCAUCUCCACACUCACCAGAUUCACAAGUGUAUGGCUUGAACAGAAUGAAAUAAGUUUUUUCUGAUAAUUCAUAAUUGCUUUAUUGAAUUACCCACAGCCCUCAGAGAUGGCCUGCAUUCAGCAAUCACGAAAUGCAGUUACAAUUGCAUUACCCGGAACCCUGUCCCAUCAGAGGCUAAACCCCCACUAUGUUCCUAACUUAGUACUUAAUUCUUUAUAUCCUAACUUAAUACUUAAAAUCACCCCUCGGUUGGUCUUCCAAAUUGUUAUAGGUCCUCAGAGAAGUUGACCAGACUCUAUUGAUUUCCUUGACUGCCUGCAGAAAACUGUGGCGUCCUACAGUUUCUAUCCCCAAUUAUACCUUUUCAGCUGCUGGUCUGGCCAACUCAUUUCAAUGUCCAGUAAUUAGCACUUUUAGUUUAUUCUACACAUAGCCCAGACAAAUAAUAUCAGCUUAUGCUGGUUGAAACAAUGCAGUCCUUCCAUGGAAAAUAUAUCCCAGACAAAAAUGAUCAGCUCUCUCAUUGUUUUAAACAAUUCUGCUAUUUUGAGGCAAUACAGUAACAACACCUGGCUCCAAGGUCGAUGAAGGUUUGAAUGAUCCUAUUCCUCUCCCUGAGAGGAACCAAUCAUAGUUGCAAUGCCAGAUUCCAGCACCAUUGUUUGUGAAGAAGGCCUUAGUUGCAUUGCAAUUUAUCAAUGGCAUGUAAUGGCAUCUCCCUGGUACCAUUGUCCAUGAUGAGCCCCUGUCUUUUACUAAAUAUCCGAAUUAACCCCUUGCUGCACAGCUCUGUACUGUUGGCUGCAGUAUUGUGUGGUACAAAUUGGGUUUUACACUCCAUAACUUUCUCAGUUGCAGGGAAUUCCGAUCUCGUGUGGUCAAUCCUUUUUGACAAUGGUUUGAUAACUUAGCCUUUUUCUCAAAACAAGGUUUUCAUUUUUGCUUUCUAUUUGAGAUCUGUGGUAAUUUCCCUACUCUGAAUAGGAUACAGAGCACUCAUACGCUGUUAUUAAGUUUAUAAAGUGGUCUAUGAUAUUUUAAUCUGCUAGAGGUAAAAUGUUAAAUCUACAAUAGCAUUGUCAGAAACAUUAAAAAUGAACGACCUAUUUUGGUUAUAAAUGUAUGCUCUGCAACUGAGGUCAGAGGUUCUCAUAGGUCAUAAGACUAUGUACUAGUAUUUUAACACUAUAAAACAGCCAAGUGCCAAAGAAUUUUGCCUUUAAUUAUGAGCAAAAUAUUCCUGUUAUAAGUGUUACAAACAUCAAAUCCUGGCUGCAUAUGUAGCAACAUUUAAAUUAAAAUCAAGUCAGUGGGCAUAUUUUGAUCAUCAUUUUGCCAUUAUUGUUGUUGAAAUGUUAUUGAAAAGAAAUAGAUCUACCAAAUCUUACAAGCAAACCAGUGACUGUAUGUUUUUAUAUUAUUUUGUAUCAAUCUCUUGUGCAUGCACAUUGUAUUUUUCUUGAUUUAGUACAACAGAUUACCAACAAUAGCUGAAUUAUAAAUCAAGUAUCGUGAUUUAAAAAUUGACAUUCUUAACCUUUUUUUAAACAGACCCCACAUUUUUGUGAAACAUGGGAAGUUUACUUCUCCCCUUUUGAAGCAGUUUUCUGGUCAUUGAGAACUUGAACAUGACUAAUAAUAUCUACCCAGUUUAGCAAAAUAUUAAUGUCUAUGAUAGUCAAGUGUUAAAAAAGCUGCAAUUAAUUCAUACUUGUCACCAGCAAACAUCGUAAAUAAAACUUGCUAGUAAGUUGGUUUCUAGCAACAUUAACAUCCUUUUCCUAUCAGCAAUUCUGUUUGUAAUUAUAAAAAUAAAAUAUUUUGUUAA